CACCCACGUAGCUCUGUGGACUCUGCCGAGGAGUGUAACAGUAUCUUGAGGAGGUCUACAUACUGGAUGUAACAGGAGAGGGACGCUGGAGCAGAACUUCUAUACUGGGAUAUGUCUGUUUCUCAGCAGCCAGCAGAGGGAGACUGGCCAGCUGGUGUCAGAAGGUCAGAGCUUUUUCUCACACAGCUUCUCUGCACAUUAGAGAGGGAACUCAUGCACAGGAAGCUUCUGAGCGCAUGGGGAGAGAGAGAGAGAGAGAGAGAGAGAGAGAGUAAAAAACAGACAACGCCUGCUGUCGGUUAAAGCAGAAUACAUGUACGUAGGAAAUGCUCAUGAACACAUGCAGCUAAAAAGCUCCUUUCUUAACUAGGUGGAUUGUUUCUGAGGGACAGUUGUCUAUCGGUGAACUGACAGGGCAGGAUGUCACGUCGAGACCAGAGGUUUCGGAGAGGAAUGAAAGGACGGUGUUGUGAAUGUGGCUGCAUCCUGUCUCACUGGUACUAUGAAAGAGAGGGACAGCUCUACUGUAAGAAGCACUACUGGGGCCGUUAUGGAGAGCACUGCCACGGCUGCAAAGAGACCAUCGCAACAGGACUCAUUAUGGUUGCUGGAGAGCAGAAGUACCACCCUGAAUGCUUCACGUGUAUGAGCUGUGAAAUGUUCAUUGGAUAUGGAGACACCUACACGCUCGUCGAACGCACAAAACUCUACUGUGGCCACUGUUUCCGUCCGGGUGUAGUGUCAGCUGCAAGGUCAGCUUCUCCACUCACCAAAAGUCCCCACAUGGUGGCGCUCGUGUCUCUCCCUCCCCACGCACACGGCCGACAAGGCCUGACUGUCGCCACUGACCUCAGCCAAGAGAAAGACCCUCUUGUCAUGGUGGCAGGGUUAGACUCAGCUGCCCUCAGCUCUGACCUGCUGUCCUCUGUCCACACUGGUGACCGUGUACUGGAGGUCAACGGCAUCCCUGUCUACAACAUUUCCCCAGACGAGAUAAACUGUGUGAUCCAGGACACAAGCAGACCACUGCAGCUGACCAUUGAACACAACCCGCAGACUCCUGAUGACCUCCUUCGCUCAAACAAUCCCCAGGACGACAUCAGCUGUCCUGUACCCUGUGUACGCGACAAACUUUCUUCAACCCACAAACUCCCAAGUCUCGAGGAAGAGCCAAGUCCAGGGGACGAGACGGAUGCACCAAUCAGGAUGAGCAUCUCACCGCCUCAGCACCAAGGAACCAUGGGAAUGCGAUCCAGACACAUUCUGCGCAGCUGUAGUAUAGACAAGUGCCCUCCGUCCUCUGGAGCACUGUCGCUUUUAUCUCAGAGGAGAGACAUGGUUCGCUCAGAGUCUCUUCGUGUGGACGCUGCAGAUCGGACCCAUCGCAUUUUCAGACCUUCAGACCUCAUCCAUGGAGAAGUGCUUGGCAGGGGCUUCUUUGGACAGGCUGUCAAGGUAACGCAUCGGGAGACAGGGGAGGUGAUGGUGAUGAAAGAGUUGAUACGUUCUGAUGAAGAGACACAUAAGACUUUCUUAAAGGAGGUGAAGGUGAUGCGCUGUCUGGAGCAUCCCAAUGUCCUAAAGUUCAUUGGACUGUUUUAUAAAGACAAACGAAUAAACUUUGUCUCUGAAUACAUCCAGGGAGGAACUCUCCGAGAGACCAUCAUAAAAAUGGACAAGGAUUUUCCCUGGAGUACAAGAGUGGGUUACGCCAAAGACAUUUCAGCCGGAAUGGCCUACCUACACUCCAUGAAUGUCAUCCACCGAGAUCUAAACUCAAACAACUGCCUGGUCAGAGAGAACCAGUCUGUGGUGGUGGCAGAUUUUGGACUAGCCAGGCUGGUGUUAAAGGAGAAGAAUCAGAGCACAACAUCCUCACUGGAACUGCCGGCAAAGGGGACACUGUCAGAUCUCCGUAGGCCUGACCGGAGGAAGCGCUACACCGUGGUAGGAAGCCCCUACUGGAUGGCCCCUGAGAUGAUCCAUGGGAAAACCUAUGAUGAACGGGUGGACAUCUUUUCAUUUGGUAUCAUGAUAUGUGAGAUAAUAGGUAGAGUGAAUGCUGACCCUGACUUCCUUCCCCGGUCACAUGACUUUGGGCUAAAUGUAGCCGGUUUCCUGCAGCAGUACCACCCUCCACAGUGUCCCCCGACCUUCAUGCCACUGGGUGUCCUCUGCUGUGACAUGGACGCUGAUAAACGUCCUUCCUUUUCAAAGCUGGAGGAGUGGCUGGAGAACCUGCUGAUGCACCUGGACAUCGGUCUGCCUCUGCUCUCUGAGUUAGAGCAGCUCCGCAGAGCCUUCUGGCAGAAUCCCAACCAUCAAAACCACUCUCACAACCAGGACGAGACCCUCGAUUCUCAUGAACAAACACACCGUUCACAGCCACAAAGACAGAGCCCCGACCCCAAGCCACAUUCAGACAAUGCAAAUAACCACACGGAGCCAAAUCACCUCACUCAGAGCCAAAACCAAAAUAGCCCACCUGACAGCCAUUCGGACGUAGAGCAACCCACGCAUGACCACCAUGACACGAGGACUGAGCACGACCACUCCUGUUUGAGUAGACAAUGUAAGGACCACACACAAGACAAGAGCCAGACGUGUUGCAGGUCGACGAGCGCAGACUCAGGCGAGACUGGGUCUGAAACCUAUGAACACAAAAACCCCUCUAGACAACCAAAAGCCCAGGACGAGUCCUCACCACCGCCGCUGGUCAUCAACUCACUGCUAUGCCGGUCUAACAGGUCCAGAAGGACACGCAGAGCGCUGCGCUCUACAGAGGACAGCUCUUUUCUCUGACUGCUUGAUCUGAUGGUCGACACAGGGCACAUCUACAAAGCACAGUUUAGAAAUUCAAACAACUGGGAGGGAAGUGAAAGAGUCGUAAAGCUGUAUGUAGAGGACUAAUGCAGAGGCAUAAAAAUCAGAUUCAUAUGGGAUAUUUUGCAUGAAAAGCAGAGUUCAAUAUUAAUUCAAUAACAGUAUAUUGGCUGGUAUGUAUUCAUUAACAUAAGCACAUAAUAGAAACAAACAUUUUUGAUAAGGAUUCCUCAGUGCUCUCUGGUGGACAGACUACGUAACGGCAACACUGUUUCUAAAUUAACUCAAAACAUAUCUUUGGCAUUCUGUGCUACAAUUCCUCUUUACUUAUCAGCCAACAUCUAUGAUGAUAUUAGUAUAUCUGGGGUAAGCUAAAAUCGGCCAGCCAAUUUAUCAAUUGGGCUCCAGUGUCAACUUUGUCCAGAAGCUGUGAAACACAUGGCACUUUAUACUUUAAGAUACACUGCAUGGUUAUUUUCUGUUGAAAUGUUUAAGACCACAUCUACCAUACUGAGCUGUGAACAUAUACAAAUACAACUGUAACUUAAUAAAGAGAAAUAUAAAUGAAUUUGACUAAAUUUAAAUCACUAUUCAGCAGUAAAUCAUCUUGGUAAACAUGUAUUAUCAGCUAAA
Sebastes umbrosus (honeycomb rockfish) is the source of this 3456-nucleotide messenger RNA. RefSeq names its product LIM domain kinase 1-like. The coding region runs from base 421 to 2802 and encodes 793 amino acids. Gene Ontology annotation, molecular function: protein binding; protein serine/threonine kinase activity; ATP binding. The transcript has 15 exons. NCBI's taxonomy places the organism in Eukaryota, Metazoa, Chordata, Actinopteri, Perciformes, Sebastidae. The record is from RefSeq and is a predicted model, not a curated record. Gene Ontology annotation, cellular component: nucleus; neuron projection; cytoplasm. Gene Ontology annotation, biological process: protein phosphorylation; actin cytoskeleton organization; positive regulation of stress fiber assembly.